This is a messenger RNA of Erythranthe guttata (spotted monkey flower), 5173 nucleotides long. The record is from RefSeq and is a predicted model, not a curated record. Lineage: Eukaryota; Viridiplantae; Streptophyta; Magnoliopsida; Lamiales; Phrymaceae.
AUGGGAGCAAACGCUCCCAAUGCGAUACCAGCACAAGCUCCACCUAUAGUACCACCUGUGGCCCCACCGCCAAUCCAGAAUCAAAUAAGUGUCUCCUCCUCUACGUCGGACCCACGGUCCCGAGUGCAGCUAUCUACUAAUCACCGAGGAGCACAGCCCAGACAACAACGUCGGCGCUCACCCCUACGGGGGAAUGCAUCACCACCGAGAAUCCCUCUCUUUAAUGAGGGAGAAGGCGAAGUAAACAGCCGAAUGUCUCGCCAAAACCUUUUCUCCCAACCAAAUAAUCAAAUGGGUGAGAGGAUGCCUCUCCCAGCAAGACGCAGUCCCUUCACCAUAGACAUCAUCAACGAGGUAUUACCUCAAGGAGUAAAGAUCUCGGGGUUACCUCAAUUCGAAGGAACCACCGACCCACAGGAACAUAUUGAGAAAUUCAGUGCCAUGGCGGAUUUAUACGGCCCGACGGAUGCUGCGAUGUGCAAAAUGUUCCGUACCACUCUCUCCAAGAGGGCAAUGAACUGGUUCAACUCCCUACCCAUAGGGUCGAUUGACACCUUCGCUCGGCUGUCAACCCGGUUCAUCAACCAAUUCGCCAUCAACAAACAAUAUGCCAAAACCCCAGCUCAUCUCUUCUCAGUAGUACAGAGAGAUAACGAAACGCUCCGCAACUACAUCAAGCGUUUCGUAGAGGCCGUCCACGAAGUCCCCAGUGUGGGGCAAGACAUGCUUUCCGGGAUUAUGCAGCAAAACUUGAAACCUGGUAGAUUCAAAGAAUCUAUUGCAGGAAGACCCCCAGGCAACUUAGAGGAGUUGCUGAAUCGAGCCGAAAAAUACGUCCGGAUAGAGGAAGCUUCUACCCAUGCUCCUCCUAAAAGAAAGAGGGAAGAUGACCGUCAGGACAAUAGGAGGCGCGAUGAUCGACGUCCCCCACUUCCACCUCAAGGCCAACCCUCUUCCUCCUACAAUAGGUUCACUCCGCUAAACGCUCGCCUCACGGAAAUCCUUCACGUGAUAGAGCAGAAAGGUUUAGCAGAACCUCCACGUCCUAUGCAGCCAAACGCAAAGCGAGAAAAAUCGGAUCGUUAUUGUCGAUUCCAUAAGGACAGAGGGCAUACUACGGAAGAAUGUGCACAACUCAAAAUGGCGAUUGAGAGGCUGGUCAAACAGGGCCAUUUAGGCGAAUACAUUGAUAAGCCGAGAAAUAAGCGCCGUGAUGAUCCUCCACGCCGAUAUAACAAUCGAGAUCAACAGCAAAGACGAGAGGAUGGAGGUCAUCGACGUGACCUAGAUAACAACGAUAACCAAUCUACCCGAGGAAUCAUCUCUUUUAUCUCCGGAGGACCGGCGGGUGGCGAUUCACAAAAUGCAAGACGCACCCUCGCUCGAUCAGCACGCAUGAAUCAAGAACAUGCUUCUCCCUCCGCACGCAUAUAUCAAAUACGAAGACCUGAUCACAGCAUAGUCUUCAACUCCUCCGACCUCGAAGGUCCGGAUGAAGACCAUGUCGAUGCACUGGUAGUAACAACAACGGUGGCCAACUUCUUGGUCAAGAAGAUAUUAGUGGACGGUGGAAGCUCAGCUGACAUCAUGUACCUCCACGCUUUUAAGCAGCUAGGCAUAGAUAAUGCCCGGUUUAAUCCCGUUGCCACACCCCUGAAAGGAUUCACAGGAGAAGGCAUUUUAUCCAUGGGAGAAGUGGAACUGCCAGUUUCGUUAGGGGAAGACCCCUGUCGGAUCACAAAACUAAUCAAGUUCCUCGUCGUCGACAGACCAUCACCCUACAACAUCAUUCUGGGGAGACCAGCAAUCCACACAUUUAAGUCGGUGCCUUCCUCCUAUCAUCAGAAGUGGAAGUUCCCUACUCCCUAUGGAAUGGGGGAAGUACUUGGAGAUAGACGUCUCGCUCGAGAGUGCUAUGCAAGGGCCCUACGAGAACCUUCCAAGAAGCUUAAACCACCCGGAAGGGGAGACGACACCCAAAAAUCCGACAAACGGAAGUGGGUCAACGCGGUCAUUGAGGAUAAUAAAGAAAUCCUCAUCAGUGUGCCGGAUGACAGCAUCAAGCUAGCAGCUGUUGAAGAACUUAAGCUCAUAGAACUCACUCCCGGAGAUACCUCCAAGCUCAUACGGAUAGGAUCUGAUUUAGAUCCAACCACGGAGCAGCAGCUUAUCAACUUCCUACGACACAAUGGAGAUGUAGCCCUACAUCGGCUUAACGUCGAUAAGAGGUUGAAGCCAGUCAAACAGAGGAAACGGACAUUUGGUCCCGAACGCAACAAGCAUAUCAAAGCGGAAGUGGCAAAACUCCUCGACGCGGGCCACAUACGGCCGGUUCAGUAUCCUGAAUGGUUGUCGAACGUAGUACUCGUUCCCAAACCCGGGGGGAAGUGGAGACUAUGCGUAGACUUCACCGACCUCAACAAAGCUUGUCCUAAGGACCCUUUUCCUCUGCCUAGAAUCGAUCAACUCAUCGAUUCGACCUCAGGAUGCGAGCUCCUCAGCUUCCUCGACGCAUACCAAGGGUAUAACCAGAUCUUACUUGCGCCAGAAGAUCAAGAGAGGGCCAGUUUCAUCACUGACCAAGGCAUCUACUGCUAUCAAGUCAUGCCCUUCGGGUUGAAAAACGCAGGAGCCACCUACCAGCGUCUAGUGAACAAAAUGUUCGCAGAUCAGAUCGGUAAAAAUAUGGAGGUGUACAUCGACGACAUGCUCGUCAAAAGUGUUAAGGUCUCGGACCACCUAACGGAUCUUGAUCAGUGUUUCGCCACCCUGCGAAAAUAUAAGAUGAAGCUCAACCCCCUCAAAUGUUCAUUCGGAGUUCGGGGAGGCAAAUUUUUGGGAUAUAUGAUUUCGCAACGAGGAAUCGAAGCUAACCCCGCGAAAAUUGAAGCAAUCACCUCCAUGGCUCCACCAACAUCGAUCAAGAAAGUUCAACAGCUCAACGGCUGUUUGGCAUCCCUGAACAGAUUCAUUUCAAGAUCAGCGGACAAGGCUCUCCCCUUUUUCAAAAUUUUAAGGGGAGGAAAAAAGUUCGAGUGGGAUGAGGCAUGUCAAAAGGCAUUCGUUGAGCUGAAGUCGUACUUAGCAUCCCCACCCUUGCUCACAAAACAUCAACCCGGAGACACCCUCCUACUGUACUUAGCUACCUCAGCUAAUGCCGUCAGCGCAGUCCUCAUCCGAGAUGGAGAAAAGGGCCACCAACCCAUAUACUACAUAAGUCGCGCCCUCCAAGGAGCCGAACAACGCUACACCAACAUGGAGAAACUCGCUCUCGCCCUCAUCAACGCAGCUCGGAAGCUUCGACCUUACUUCCAGUCACAUCAGGUGGUGGUUCUCACCAAUUACCCUCUGAAGCAAAUACUAAGAAGUCCCGAAACAUCCGGACGAUUAGCAAAAUGGGCAAUAGAGCUAAGUGAAUAUGGAGUAGAAUUUAAACCCCGCCCAGCUAUCAAAGCGCAAGUACUGGCAGAUUUUCUAGUCGAAAUGACUUCCAUACAAGAAAGCACUUCUCUACCUACUUGGUCUGUCAACGUCGACGGAUCUUCCACUACCACAGGAGGGGGAGCGGGUAUCGUACUAACGAAUCCUGAUGGAGAUGAGUUUGAAUACGCUCAACGAUUCGAAUUCACAGCCUCAAACAACGUUGUUGAAUACGAAGCAUUGAUAGCGGGAAUCCGCCUCGCCCUAGCAGCCGGAGCGCGCAAGCUCCUAAUCCAAAGCGACUCUCAGCUCGUCGUUAACCAAGUACUCGGAGUGUACGAGGCCAAAGAAGACACCAUGGCCAAAUACUUAGCUCUUGCACACACCCUCUUAUCCAAGUUCGAGAGCUACGAGAUAAGACAAGUACCCCGAUCAAAUAACAUCCAUGCUGACAAAUUAGCCAGGCUAGUGAGCUCCAUGGCUAGCAUCGGAAGUCGGAAGGUGACGCUUCUCAGCUCACCUCAGCCGGAGAUAACUUCACCCACUGAAGUACAGUACACCGAGGAGGAUGAACCAUGCUGGUUGACUCCAAUCCUGAAGUAUCUCAAAAAAGGAGAACUUCCAACGGAUCCCACCGAAGCACGAAAAUUAAAAACGAGAGCCGCUCGAUUCGUCAUAGUGGGAGAAGAGUUGUACAAACGAGGGUUCUCAUUCCCCUAUCUCAAGUGCCUCGACCCAACCACAUCGGAUUAUGUACUUAGAGAAGUACACGAAGGCAUCUGCGGCAAUCACUUGAGCGGGAGGACCUUAGCUCUCAAACUACUGAGGCAGGGCUACUAUUGGCCAACGAUGCAUGAAGAUGCAAAAAGAUUAGUCCGGAGGUGUAAGCCCUGCCAAGAGCAUGCCAAUAUCACUCACAUGCCAGCAGCGUUAAUGCAACCAAUUGACAGCCCCAUCCCUUUUGCCCAAUGGGGGAUGGAUUUAGUUGGACCAUUCCCGCCCGCCACAGGAGGACGCAAAUACCUCAUUGUAGCAGUGGACUACUUCACCAAAUGGGUGGAGGCUGAACCCUUAGCACGCAUCCGAGAAGAAGAAGUCAUCCAAUUUCUAUGGAAGAACAUCGUGUGCCGCUUCGGAAUCCCGCGUUCCAUCAUCUCGGAUAAUGGAACCCAAUUUUGCGGUGACAAAGUAAAAAAUUGGUGCCUCGGCUUGGACAUCAAGCAGUUCUUCACAUCGGUAGCAAAUCCACAAGCUAACGGCCAGACGGAGGUUACAAAUCGCACCAUCCUCCAACACCCUAUGGGCUUAUCGCACAACCCCACGCGCAGCAACCGGAGAGUCGCCUUUCAAUCUAGCUUUCGGAACAGAAGCUAUAGCACCCGUUGAAAUAGGUGAACCAUCUUGGAGAAUCACCAACUAUGAUCCAGCAGCUAAUGAAGAAGCUAUGCGAGGAAGCCUAGACCUUGUAGAUGAGCUACGAGAGAUCGCAUACAUCCGGCAACAGAUGUACAAAUCACGCAUGGCCAAGGCAUAUAACUCAAAGGUCCGUCCCCGCUCCUUUCAAGUUGGGGAUUUAGUCCUCCGGAAAGCUGAAGCCUCUCACCCCAUUGGCAAGCUCGACCCAAAGUGGGAAGGACCAUAUAAAAUCACAAAGGUGGUCAACACUGGAGCAUAUCGCCUCGAGAACAUUGACGGACACCCUAUACCCAGAACAUGGAAUAUAGGGAACCUCAAACGGUUCUAUGCCUAAGGU